GUUGACGGCCGCAGACUUUCAGCGAGCCAUGAUGAACAUUGCGGGCUUGGCACCGCAGCGGCGACAACCGGCCCUCUCUUUGAGGGAUGCGGUGGACGCGAACGCUAUCGAAGCCUCGGGUUUCCUCGAUGACCCGGAGGUGCAGGAGGCGCUCUUGCCGCUCUUGCCCGAGAGAAACCAGACGGCGGAGGAGCUACGAGAAACCAUCCGAAGCCCCCAGCUUCAGCAGUCGCUUUCAUCGCUCUCUCGCGCCCUAAGGUCCGACAACUUCAACAACAUCAUGUCGAGCUUCGAGCUGAACCCUAGCAAUCCUCGCAGCGCAGAAGCGAUGGCGAGGGGCGAUGGCGUCGAAGCCUUCGUCCAGGCUCUGGCGCACUCUGCGACACAAAGGCGGGAGAGGGAGGCCGCCGAGGCGGCGGCUCAGGAGGGGGCGGAAGGGGAAGGCGAAGGAGGUGGUGCGGGAGCAGAGGGGGGAAAUGACCCAAGAACGGAGGGAUAGACAGACACAAGAAGAGAAAGAAACGAAGAUGCCUUACCUAAGUGAGAUUUCAAGCUGAUUGGGCAGUAAUACUGUAGCAUAAGAGAAAGCCCCAUGGAGCAAGUUACUUGGAAGAAUCGCUCCGUUGUUUCUCUACCCGACAAAGCGAAAUCGCAUGGCACCCUUACGGUGGUGUUACAUC
Molecule: messenger RNA, 680 nt
Organism: Ectocarpus sp. CCAP 1310/34
Lineage: Eukaryota; Phaeophyceae; Ectocarpales; Ectocarpaceae
Source: the annotation of a GenBank genome assembly